UUGAUUUGGUGCGAGAGAGAGAGAGAGAGAGAGAGUAAAUUAGGGUUUAGCCUAUGAGAAGAGGAACGAAGAUCUGAGAAGGCGAUAAGAUCAGAAUCACUGAGAAUGAGAUCGGAACCGUCGCCGAUCUCUGAAACAGACGCCACCGACGAUAUGCACGAAGCAUUGUUCGCGAAGAGAGGUUGUUGUUUCCUUAUGCCAUGCCUCGCCUCAUCUCAGCCGUCGAAUCACGGCGGAUCUGUGUGGUGGUCACGGAUCAGAGCCGUGGAGCCUGAUCAACGGUGGUGGAUUCGAGGGUGGCGGAAGAUGAGAGAGUGGUCGGAGCUAGUCGCUGGUCCUAGGUGGAAGACUUUUAUCCGACGAUUCGGACGAAACCACUGCUGCGGCUGCGGCGGCGGCGGAGGAGGUGGAAACAGUAACCGGUCGUCGGAUCACUGUAAAUUCCGGUACGAUCCGUUGAGCUACUCGUUGAAUUUCGAUGACGGGAAACUAACCGGACAUUUUGACGACGAGUUUCCGUACCGGGAUUACUCGAUGAGGUUCGCCGCGCCUUCAUUGCCGGUUUCUACUAAAUGCUCUAUCGAUUUUGAUAGCGAGAGGGACGCGCCGCCGUUUCAUAAGUGAAUGUCACGCGCCUUGGAGUUUUGUAGUUCACUAGUCAGUCUCUACGUGGGCCGAAUCAAGGACUAGUUGUUUCAGUGGACAUAUAAUAAAAAAGAUCGAUAUCAAAUAAAAAAAUAUUAUAUGUAUUUAUUUAUUUAUAAUUGUCAUUAUGCAUUAGUCAUGUAUUUAAAAUAAAAUAUAAGUUUAGAAAAGAUAAUUACCAAGGAAAA
Capsella rubella is the source of this 833-nucleotide messenger RNA. RefSeq lists its product as uncharacterized. Bases 106 to 624 code for a protein of 172 amino acids. The transcript has a single exon. Lineage: Eukaryota; Viridiplantae; Streptophyta; Magnoliopsida; Brassicales; Brassicaceae. The record is from RefSeq and is a predicted model, not a curated record.